AUGACCGGAUGUGUGAAUCAGAUUUGUAGCAAAGAAAUAGCUCUACAGACACUUAUAGUUCGAGCAAGAUGUGGAACUAAGGAGAAGACAGUGAGAAUAUUCUUAGACAACGGCUCCCAAAGAUCCUACAUUUUGAAAUCAACUGCUAAGGAUCUAGAACUAGAAGUAAAAGGAACAAACAAAAUUACUCAUUCACUCUUUGGAGGCACUCAGACGGAAGUAAUUACUCACAAUAUACAUCAUGUGACAUUGGACAAGAUUGGUGGAAAAGAAUAUUCAUGUAUCAUUGGAGUACGUGACGAAGAAAAGAUCUGCAACUUUAUUCCACGUGUUUCAAGUAACUCUAUUGUAGUUAAAGAGUUGAACAGGAAAAAAAUAAAGUUGUCAGAUGUGGGAGAUGGAUGUCCUCCAAUUGAAAUCUUACUUGGUGUUGACGUUUAUGGGAGACUUCUGACGGGAAACAAAAUAACACUUUCCAAUGAAGUCACAGCAAUUGAAACGAAGUUAGGUUGGACGUUAUGUGGGAGGAUGGGUGAAAGAGAUGAUAAUAAUUUAUCAAUGUGUAUCCUGUCUAUGGUUAUUCAAGAUGCAUCGGUUUCACAGCUUUGGGAUCUCGAUCUACUUGGAAUUCGAGAUGAAACUGAUGUGAUAUCUGUGGAACAGCAAGAACAAGAAGAUAAGCAAAAGUUCUUUAACUGUUUGACAAGGAAUGCAGAUGGGAGAUAUGUUGUAUCCCUUCCUUGGAUAGAUGACCACCCACCACUACCUACAAAUUAUGAAGUUGCAAGGUUACGCUUAAAUCAUGCUACUAAACGUUUGGAAGAAAAUAAACUGUUUGAAGAAUAUGCUAAAUUGUUUCAACUAUGGAAAGACGAAGACUUUAUCGAAGAAAUCAACCCUAUUGUCUGUGACAAGAAAGAAAAGGUUCACUAUGUUUCCCAUCGAGCAGUGAUCAAACUGAGCAGUUCUACUACCCCGGUUAGACCUGUUUUUGAUGCCUCAUGUAAGGUUGGAAAAGGACCUUCAUUGAACGAGUGUCUUAAGAAAGGAAAUAACUUUAUCAAAAUGAUUCCUGAUAUGUUGUUACUGUUUCGAGAAAAGAAAGUGGGAUUUGUUUCUGAUAUUCGCAAAGCUAUCCAGAUGAUUGAAGUGAAUGAACAAGAUAGAGAUUGUAUGAGAUUUCUUUGGUGGAAAGAUAAAUCCAAACAACACGUAGUAGAAUACCGUCACAAACGUGUCAUGUUUGGUACGAAUUGUAGUCCCUUUAUCCUUGGAGCAGUCUUAGAAUUUCAUUUGGUAAAUGUUCAGAAUGAAAACAAAGACAUUGCCCAGAAACUGUAUAAUUCUUUAUACGUGGACAACUGUGUCAGUUCUGAAAAUACCGUGGAGGAGUACAAGAAUUUUCGAACAAAAUCAGUUCAAUUGUUAGCUGAAGCUGGAAUGGACUUGAGACUUUGGAUGUCAAAUGUAGAUGAGAUGGAAGACAAGAAUAGUCAUGUGAUUUCAGUACUAGGAAUGCAGUGGGAUCGAGUUUGUGAUGAAUUGUAUGUUGAUGUGAAACUCCCUACCUUACCUGAAAUUAUCACAAAGAAAGUUAUGCUGUCUAUUGCCCAUCAAGUUUUUGAUCCUAUUGGUAUUGUCUGUCCAGCUGUGCUUCCAGUGAAAGUCUUACUUCAGAAGACAUUCAUUAACAAAUUGAAUUGGAAGGAACCUGUCCCAACCGAAGAGAAAAAUAAAUUUACGGAAUGGUAUGAACAACUACAUUUGUUAAGUCAAGUCAGAAUUCCUAGAUGUGUAACUGGAGGUGAAUUUGAUCGAAGUAAAUGGCCAUUUCACGUUUUUACGGAUGCAAGUGGUUUGGCGUAUGGUGCUGUGAUUUUUCUCCGCGUGGAACAUGUGGGAGGAGUUUCAAUACAACUGAUUUCUGCUAAGUCUCGAGUUGCCCCGAUUAAGAGGAUAACAAUUCCAAGGCUGCUUAAUUGGUACAAGAUUGGCUGUUUCUGUGAAAAAAGGAUUAAAAGCUGA
This is a messenger RNA of Photinus pyralis (common eastern firefly), 2025 nucleotides long. RefSeq lists its product as uncharacterized. The transcript has a single exon. Bases 1 to 2025 code for a protein of 674 amino acids. The record is from RefSeq and is a predicted model, not a curated record. Lineage: Eukaryota; Metazoa; Arthropoda; Insecta; Coleoptera; Lampyridae.